CACUCGGGGGGGAAAGUGCAGGAGGAGCUGCGCAGACAGAACCACCGUGUUCCCCCGCCGCGGCUGGAUGGAGCCUCCCGUCAAACAGCCCCACAACACCGUUCCUGUGGGGCUGUCCGGAGACGGGAUGGAGCAGUGCACGAAGCGGAUCCGGAAGCCCUCCCUGCUGUACGAGGACUUCGAGAGGCCGUUCCUGCCGCUGUCGUCGGCCCACGCGCCGCCGGCCCCGCCCCAGCCGCCCGUCAAGGACCCGAGCUGCGGCGGCCGCCUCACCAACCAGCUGCAGUACCUCCACCACGUGCUGCUGCGCUUUCUGUGGAAGCACCAGUUCGCCUGGCCCUUCCGCGAGCCCGUCGACGCCUACAGGCUCAAUCUGCCGGAUUAUCACACAAUCAUCAAACAGCCGAUGGACAUGGGCACCAUCAAAAAACGCCUGGAGAAUAAUUAUUACCACGAGGCCAGUGAGUGUAUCCAGGACUUCAGCACCAUGUUCACCAACUGCUACAUCUACAACAAGCCCACAGACGACAUUGUGCUGAUGGCCCAGUCCCUGGAGAAGAUCUUCCUGCAGAAGGUCGCAGACAUGCCCGAGGAGGAGAUCGAGCUGCCGACGCCCGCCCCCCGCAGCCGGAGCGGCCGAGGACGAGGACGCCGCGCCAACAGCAGCAGAGCUCAGCAGGUCCCGGCCGUGUCCCAGUCGGCCUAUUCACCCUCCUCCUCCGACACCGGGGACUCCACCCUCCCCAACUCCCCCACCACAGUCCUGCCCAAGAACCUGCCCCAGAACCUGCCCCCGGCCCCCAUCCUGAGCAUGCCCCACCCACAGCCCAGCACCAAGAAGAAGGGCGUGAAGCGUAAGGCGGACACCACCACCCCGUCCACCGUGGGCCUGUCCGUGAGCCUGGCCCCGGAGCCGCACAUGGUGGGCCUGGGGAAGGGGGGGCACCGGGGCCGCGAGGGGGGUCUGCUCCCCUUCCCCCACCUGGACGGCCUGGACGCUCCGUCCGGGAUCAGUCCCGUCCUGAUCCAGUCCAUGCUGGGGGGUCCCGGGCGCAGGGUGGGCAGCGGGCGCCCCAUCAAACCCCCCAAAAAAGACCUGCCCGACUCCAUCCAGCCCCAGGCCUCCAGGAGGAUCAAACUGAGCACCCGACUGCGCUACUGCAGCGGCCUCCUCAAGGAGAUGCUCUCCAAGAAACACGCCCUGUACGCCUGGCCCUUCUACAGCCCCGUGGACGCUGUGGCCCUGCAGCUCCACGACUACCACGACAUCAUCAAGUGCCCCAUGGACCUAAGCACCAUCAAGAGGAAGAUGGAUUGCCGUGAGUACAGUGACGCUCAGCAGUUUGCCAGUGACGUCAGACUCAUGUUCUCCAACUGUUACAAGUACAACCCCCCCGGACACGACGUGGUGGCCAUGGCCCGAAAGCUGCAGGACGUGUUUGAGUUCGGCUUUGCUAAGAUCCCAGACGAGCCGGCGCUGGAGUCCACCGCCACCUCCCUGAGCGCCCCGCCCUCCUCCUCUUCCUCCUCCUCCUCCUCUUCCUCCUCCUCUUCCUCGGAGAGCGAGCCCAGCACAGAGACGGAGGAGAGCGAGAGCAGCCCCAGUGAGGACAGUGAGGAGGAGCGGGCCCAGAGGCUGGCGCAGCUCCAGGACCAAGUCUGCACUCAGCUGAGGGCCGUGCACGAGCAGCUCGCCGCUCUGUCCCAGGGGCCCGUGGUCAAACCCAAGAGGAGACGAGAGAAGAAGGAGAAACGCGACAAGAAGAAGAAGAAGAAAGGCAAGAGGGGCCGGGGGGGCCGCAGCAGGGCCGGAUCAGAGGAGUGGAAACUGCCCAGUAAGAAGAGCAGGUCUGCGAGGGGCCCCCAGAGCCACAGGCCCCCCCCCAAGAAGAGCCGCACCAAAAGCGUCUCCAAAAAGCCUCUGUACCCGCCCGUGCUGCCCUCGCCCGUGCUGCCACACUACGACUCGGAGGAGGAGGAGGACCUGGUGCCCAUGACCUACGACGAGAAGAGACAGCUCAGCCUGGACAUCAACAAACUGCCCGGGGAGAAGCUCGGCCGCGUGGUCCACAUCAUCCAGAGCCGAGAACCGGCCCUGAGGGACACCAACCCCGAGGAGAUCGAGAUCGACUUCGAAACGCUCAAACCCUCCACCCUCAAGGAGCUCGAGCGAUACGUGCUGUCCUGCCUGAGGAAGAGACCGCGCAAGCUCUCGCACCACACAGGCAAAAGCUCCAGUCUGGGCAAAUCUAAAGAGGAGCUGACUCUGGAGAAAAGGCGAGAGCUGGAGCGUCGACUGCAGGACGUCAGCGGACAACUCAACAUCGUCAAGAAACCCUCGAAGAACCAAGCGGAGAAGAGCGGUGCAGGGGACCCGGAGCCACAGCCCGCUCGCCUCAGCGGCAGCAGCUCCAGCUCAGACUCUUCAUCCUCGUCCUCGGCGUCGUCUUCAUCAGACACCAGUGACUCAGACUGAAGCUCGUCAGACUCUUUUUUUAUAAAGAACAGACUCGAAAAACUCGAGUGGAGGAAACGACUCCACAGGUCUGAGCCUCCUCUCAGGACGAGUGAACCUCGUGUGCUCUGAACGGGGAGCGGGAGGCAGGGGGAGGAGUCGGGGUCAGGAUCAGGGGGAGGGGUCAGGGGAGCACCUAUGUUUACCGUGAAUUACUACUUUACCUUGUCCUGUGUGACAGUAAUGACCUUUUACCUGCAGCUUUUGCAGCUUUUCCUCAAGGUGAGUUUGGUCCUGAUGUUUGUACUGCCCCCCCCCCAACCCCCAA
Messenger RNA from Boleophthalmus pectinirostris (great blue-spotted mudskipper), 2783 nucleotides. RefSeq names its product bromodomain-containing protein 3-like. Gene Ontology annotation, biological process: regulation of DNA-templated transcription; chromatin remodeling. The transcript has 12 exons. Lineage: Eukaryota; Metazoa; Chordata; Actinopteri; Gobiiformes; Gobiidae. Gene Ontology annotation, cellular component: chromatin; nucleus. The coding region runs from base 68 to 2476 and encodes 802 amino acids. The record is from RefSeq and is a predicted model, not a curated record.